This is a messenger RNA of Jaculus jaculus (lesser Egyptian jerboa), 3309 nucleotides long. RefSeq names its product nitrilase family member 2 (gene Nit2). NCBI's taxonomy places the organism in Eukaryota, Metazoa, Chordata, Mammalia, Rodentia, Dipodidae. Gene Ontology annotation, molecular function: omega-amidase activity. Gene Ontology annotation, biological process: oxaloacetate metabolic process; L-glutamine metabolic process. The transcript has 10 exons. Gene Ontology annotation, cellular component: mitochondrion. The record is from RefSeq and is a predicted model, not a curated record. The coding region runs from base 58 to 909 and encodes 283 amino acids.
GCAGGCCCCGCCCCCGCGCUCCGCCGUGCCGGUGAGCGGACUCUGCGCGGCCGGCUGAUGGUCCUUCCCGGGAAAGCCAUGGCUACUUUCCGCUUGGCCCUCAUCCAGCUUCAAGUUUCUUCCAUGAAGUCGGAUAACAUCACUCGAGCCUGUAGCCUUGUCCGCGAGGCUGCAAAGCAGGGUGCCAAGGUGGUUUCUCUGCCGGAAUGCUUUAAUUCUCCAUAUGGCACAAAAUAUUUCCCUGAAUAUGCAGAGAAGAUUCCUGGUGAAUGCACACAGAAGUUGUCUGAAGUAGCAAAGGAAUGCAGCAUAUAUCUCAUUGGAGGCUCCAUCCCGGAGGAGGAUGCUGGGAAAUUGUACAACACCUGUGCUGUGUUUGGGCCUGAUGGGACCUUACUGGUUAAGCACAGAAAGAUCCAUCUGUUUGACAUUGAUGUUCCUGGGAAAAUCACAUUUCAAGAAUCUAAAACGUUGAGUCCCGGUGAUAGUUUCUCCACAUUUGAUACUCCUUACUGCAAAGUGGGCCUGGGCAUUUGCUACGACAUGCGCUUUGCGGAGCUUGCCCAGAUCUACGCACAGAGAGGCUGCCAGCUGCUGGUAUAUCCUGGAGCUUUCAAUAUGACCACUGGACCAGCCCACUGGGAGCUGCUUCAGCGAGGCCGGGCCGUUGAUAAUCAGGUGUAUGUGGCCACAGCCUCUCCUGCGCGGGAUGACAAAGCCUCUUAUGUGGCCUGGGGACACAGCACCGUUGUGAAUCCUUGGGGAGAGGUCCUUGCCAAAGCUGGCACUGAAGAAACGAUUCUGUAUUCAGACAUAGACCUGGAAAAGUUGGCUGAAAUACGGCAGCAAAUACCCAUUUUAAGACAGAAGCGAUCAGAUCUCUAUGCAGUGGAGAUGAAAAAGCCGUAAAAUUUACUUAUGUCACAAGACAGGAUGAUAGCCUACAACACGAUCAAUUAUGUAUUAAAAUUUUCUUUUUUUUUGCUGGGGUGGUGGGGAGGAUGGUGCUGAGAAUUGAACCCAAUGCCUUGUGCUUGCUAACUCUGCACUCUACCAUUGAUAUGCAUCCCCAGCCGUUUGUUGAAUUCUUUCUUUUUUUCUGGCUUUUACUUUCAUUUUUUUUCACAGGGCUUGCCUUUGAGAUGAUGGAGGUUGGUUCUUCACACAUUAAAUAGUUAGAAAAGACAGUGUGUCUCCAGGAAGAAGUAGGCAUGUCUUUGCAGCCUAUUCCAUAGUUAAUUUGCCAAAAACAAAAAACAGUGUAAAAGUGCUGAUCUUGGUGUGUGUCUGAACCUAUGAAGACCACAGCUCAAUGUUCAGUGUUUUUCCUCUAUGGCUUCUCCAUCUUAUUUUUUUUAUAAGACAGGGUUUCUCAUAGAACUUACCAGCUAGCCUUCAAACACUGAGGGUUGUCUCUGCCUUCCUAAGUGUUGACAUUAUAGGCAUGAACCACCACACAGAAGUAAUGGGGAUCUGAACUCAGUUUCUCAUGUUUAAGUACUAUAUCCAUUGAGCCAUAGUCUCAGCCCUUAGGAAAGCAGUCUUUUAUAACUUGGUUGACAGACAUCCUGUACCCACUUGGCAAAUUCUUUUGUAUUCCUGUGGUAGUAUUUAUACUGAAAAAGGGUGCCAUUCUAGGAAUAAUUUCUAUCCUUUUUCUUUUAAAAUUUUAUUUAUUUAUUUGAGAAAAAGGGAGAAAGGGAGAGAGCUGAACUCCAGAUGCAUGCACCACCUUAUGCAGCUGGCUUAUGUGGGUCCUGGGGAAUCGAACCAUGGUCCUUUGGCUUUGAAGGCAAGUGCCUUAACCAUUAAGCCAUCUCUCCAGCCCUAUUUUUAUCUUUUUAACCUUAGUUUAUUUUAGAUGCUUCUUGACUUUCUGUAGGGUUAAAUUCUGAUAAACCUGUCAUAUGUUUUGACAGUCAAAAGUGCUUCCAGCUGGGUAUGGUGGUGCAUGUCUUUAAUCCCAGCACUCAGGAGGUAGAGGUAGGAAGAUCACCAUGAGUUCAAGGCCACCCUGAGACUACAUACUGAAUUCCAGGUCAGCCUGGGCCAGAGUGAGACCCUACCUCAAAAAAAAAACAAACAAAAAAAAAAGUGCUUCCAAUUUACUAAACACCAGAGAUUAGAACACAGGAUAUUGUAGAGUAUUGGUUUACCCCUUUGAUAACAAGGCUGGCUGGAUGCUAUGAUAUUGUGUCACAUUAUCAGUCCAGAAAAGGACUACAAUUCAAUGAAUAGCUUCCACUUGGUAUCUAUUCCUUUUGCACUAUUGUAAAAAAAAAAAACAUUAGUGCUAAUCUGUAUUGGCAAACCAACCUUGCAUUCCUCAACCAACACAUAAGAACUCUUUUUAAAAAAAUUUUUGUUUAUUUGAGAGUGACAGAGAGAAAGAGGCAGACAGAGAAAGAAUGGGCACUCCAGGGCCUCUAGCCACUGCAAAUGAACUCCAGAUGCGUGUGCCCCCUUGUGCACCUGGCUAACAUGGGUCCUGGGGAAUUGAGCCUCAAACCUUUUUUUUUUUGUGACCUGACUAGUUAUUAGGGUCUGCUGGCUUCUUAAAAGGACUUGGGAAUUUUGGAAAACAGGUGUGAUAAUUUGCAUGGGCUCUCAAUCACAGUCUGAAGAUGAAAUACCUUCACAGAACUUUUGCUAACAUUCAGUCAUUUCUCUUGCUUACUUUGGGUCUGAUAUGUACUCCUUUUCUUACUGUUUUUAAAUAAAUGGAUUCUGAGGGAUUGGGCCAUUGAUGGACCACUUGCUUCACAAGUGUUAGGCUCUGGAAUCAGUCCCCAGCACAAUGAAAGUUAAGAGCCCAGUUCAUUGAUUGGAGACCUUUACUCAUUUUGAAUAUAAAUGUUUAGUAGUGUUAAUUUGUUCUAGAAUACUGAUUUAAUUGCAUAACCAUUUCCAUUUUUAUUCAGUUCAAAAUAUUAAUCUCCUUGAUUCAAGGAUUAUAUUGUUUCUAAACAAUUGGGGGAUCUUCCACAAUUUUCUGAUAAUUUUGACUUCUUUGGGGACAGAUAACAUGAUUAUAUAAUUUGAAUGCUCCAUGUGUACUUGCAAGUUUAUAUUCUGUCAAUUAGGUCAUACUGGUUGGUGAUUUCAAAUUUUAUGCAUUUUGGGACUGGAUAGAUAUCUCACUGGUUUUACAGAUGCUUGCUUACAAAGCCUGCCAGUGUGGGUUGAAUUUCCAAGUUACCCAUGAAUGUUGGAUGCAGAAACAAAACAAAAAAAGGCAUCUGGUUCUUGAUUGUAGCAACAAGAGGCACUGGAACAUCCAUAAAUAAAGUUUACAAAUUUGUAUAUCCA